AUGAAAGGAAGAGAUGUCCAGUUGGUUGUGGCUACCAUGUUUUUGCUGGUGUGUCUGGCUACUGGCCAACCAAGAAACAAUGGCCGAACAGCAGUCAUAUGUUACAGAAACUGUGCCGAUUCGCAGUGUGAUUUCCAUUGUAAACGUGUGGGGUAUGCCAACGGCAGAUGCUACCAGAGCCCGUUCUGCAACCCCUACAAGAACAGGAUCAAUUGCGCCUGUUAUAGAUACAGACAACAAUCCUCUGUUGGAAAAACUCAACCUCCCGUGAUUUUGAUCGCAACUGUGACUCCGCCUACAACCAUUCAACCCUCGUCAACCAUUAGUUCCACUGCAGUCACAUCCACGCCCCUUUUGUCUGAUUCAGUAUCUUCAACACUGAUUGGUUUGGCCAGCAGCAUUUCCACGCCCAUCGCAUCCGCCACAGUAUCAUCGAUUUCACUCGAGCCGACUAGUGUUGAUUCAGCAGGCUUGCCCACUAAUGGAUUUCUCUAG
Molecule: messenger RNA, 495 nt
Organism: Candidula unifasciata
Lineage: Eukaryota; Metazoa; Mollusca; Gastropoda; Stylommatophora; Geomitridae
Source: the annotation of a GenBank genome assembly